AUGCAUAUUGAUUUCUAUUUUGAAUACUUGAAGUCAUCAACAAAAAUGGUGAGGGUACUAUUGGAGAUAUUAUUUGAUAAUAUUGGAGUAACACUAGAUGAAGCAAAAUUUGAAUCACUAACAAGGCUCAAAAUGGUAAACAUGAACUUUUACCCAAGUUUUCUUCUUCCAGGGCUAACAGUGGGCGUCGGAUGCCAUUCGAAGAUGGGAACCCUAACUGUUUUACUACAAGAUGGCAUUGGUGGUCUAUAUGUUAAACUGGAAAAAGGUGUGGAAGAUGAUUGGAUAGAGAUUCCACCCAUUCCUGGUGCUUUAGUUAUCAACAUUGCAGAUACCAUGCAAAUCUUAAGUAAUGGGAGAUAUAAAAGUGCAGAACAUAGAGUUCGUACAACAAGUUCAGAAUCAAGAGUUUCAGUUCCAUUGUUUGCUACACCAAAUCCAUGUGAGAAGAUAGGUCCAUUGCCUCAACUUGUGGAAAGUGAUGGAGUUUCUCACUACAAACAAGUCUUGUUUGCUGAUUACAUGAAAAACAUUUUUGGAAAAGUUCACGAAGGAAAACAAUCUCUUGAUUUUGCUCAAAAUGAUGAUUCUGCUUAAGUUGUAUGCUUAUGGGGUUUCUUCUUCUCUU
Molecule: messenger RNA, 628 nt
Organism: Solanum dulcamara
Lineage: Eukaryota; Viridiplantae; Streptophyta; Magnoliopsida; Solanales; Solanaceae
Product: scopoletin 8-hydroxylase-like
Exons: 2
Coding region: 1-597 (198 amino acids)
Source: RefSeq, a predicted model, not a curated record